GGGAAUCGGCGCUCAUUGAAGAAAAAAAAAGUACUCCGGAGUAACUUUGACUGGAAAAGGGAAUCGGCGCUCAUCGUAUCUAAAAUCUGCAGCGCUUCGUUCCUGGAUACGAUCUGCCCUAUUCGAAGUACAAGCGAUCUGCAAAUUAGAACUUCAAGCAAUCUGCCAAUUAUAACUUCAAGCGAUCUGUCAUUUAGAAGUAUAAGCCUCGCUUCGUUCCUCCUGGAUACGAUCUGCCAAUUAGAAGAAGACUUCAUCCUCUUCAGAGUGCUUCUAAUUGUCCCCGGCAGAGCUUAGCAGAGUGCCAUUUGGACCAUUGAAAGGGGCCUAAUAUCAAGCCCACUUGAGCUUUUGGAGGUACAAACAUCCUUCCACGAGUUCCAAUGCAAUUUAGGUUCCGCCAUUAUUGUAUACCCAAAGAAAAUUAGCCAUUCUUCUAUUUAAAGUAUCAAUCACAACUCUAGGAAUAUAUUGGACUGCCAUAAUAUGUAAAGGAAUGGAAGAAAGAGUGUGCUUAAUAAGGAUAAACCUGCCCAUCUGAUUUAACAUACAGUUUAUGAUACCAAGAAUUGAGGAAGCUGUCAAAAUGAUCAAUAAGAUUCUUGCUGUGUUCCUUUCUAAGAUUACCCUUGCACAUAUUAGCACCUAGGUAUGUAAAAGGUAGUUUACCAACAGUCAUUUUCAGAACUUUCAUUGUUUACUUGCAAUACCAACAGAUAUAUUCCAAGCUCUUCAUUCAUGUGCAGAUACGUCCUCAGGAUACCAUAUCGUUCUGAAUAGUGAUUUGGCUCUUCCAGUGCUAGUUUUUCGUAAAACCUUGCCGAACCCUUCAUCACACCAUUGGUAGCCGUAUGAGUUGCGUAUGUAGAAGAAGUGUCGUCCAUCAGCUGUGCUUCCAUAGCCAAUUAUUAUGACGGCAUGGUUUCCGAAUUCUGCUCCUGCUCCAUCUCCAUAUUCUCCUUCAUACAAUUCCUGCAAAAAAAAUUAGAAAUGAGAGAAUUCCUUUCAGAAAUAAAAUAAAUCACUUCUUAUUUUUCCUCAUACAUCUUUUCUCAAACUUUGAAAUCUUGGACCCACUCUAAGCACCCCCACUACAGGUCCGUCCUGUAGGAGUCUCAGUAUGAGCCUUUCAUUCGGAUCAUCCUCUCUAACCCCUUCUCUAAUAUGCAAGUGAAGUCCUCUGAUGACCUGACAAUUGGAAAGUAGUAUUAGUUUUAAAUUCAAAAAAAGAAAAAUGUAUUAAUAAAAUACCUGGUGAGUUUUUUUCCCUCGCUUAUAUUUAUCAUCAAGACAUAUUCCUCCUCUUUUCAUCAGGUGUUCAACAGCUUUGAAUGAAGAUGUCCCGCGUACUCGAUGUUGGGUCUUAUACGUCUGGUCAAUGGCAUACAGUGGGGAAAAAGCUCUCCAAUCUUUCUUGUUUAAUUGUGAUUUAUUAUAUCUUGCUUCAACAGUGCCUACAGAGGCCACUGCCAAGCAAGUUGCUGCAAAAAAAGUGUAUGAUUAGAACAGUGAAUCAAAUGAACUUACAAAUAAAGGAUUACCUUGACAUUUGAGGUUUCACUAUUACAUUGGCAUAUGUUUUUAGGUGAUAGAAAUUGAGGUUCUUUAGCUGGAUGGAUAGAUGGAUAGUAAAAGUUUCUGGUGCACCACACUAAGAUAACUUAAGACAGUUGAGAACAUUAUUUCUACUUGGUUUCAAGAGUUUAUUUGUUCACAAUAAAACUUCACAUUGAGUGGAGAUUUCUUUCUUUCUUCCUUUUGUUAACAGUGAGGCUUCUUAUCCUAUAGUUCCAAAGCUUGGUUAUGUACUGCUAUAAGAGUUCAUUCAAACAUUUCUACACCGUUUGUACAGAUUUAUUUUCACUUUUGAAGAGGUACAUUAAAUAUAGUGUAUGAGCUCCGGUUUUUCUUGUCACGAUAAGGAUGUCGUAACCACUAUCUAGUUACACUGUAUAUUAGUUUGCCUCCCUGACCAUUUGAUUUACUCCAUACACGAUAUUGAUUGCUAUCGCUUUUCAUUUCUCUGCUAUACUUCGGCCAGUCUUUUGUCUACUUUCUGUGCGGGUUAUUCCUUGUCGUUCGUAGGUCAUGAAAUUCCUACAUCUCUCGCUGUUUGUUUUUCAUGUUCUUUAGGUAGUAGCAGAGUACAUACAUCUUCUUUUGUGUGUGUUUUUAGUUAACUGGUGGGUUAAUCAAUUGAUCACAGGAAAUGCGUGUGCUAAUUGAGCACUCUUAGCACUACAAGGAGACUAACUAGCAUAUGAAUUGAGUUGGGCCCAAUUGGAUCUCGCACAACUUCUCUAUAAGAAUGGUAAGUAUAUUUAUUUACUGCUAAUCACAUAUCAAAAUAAAGUCAAAAUCUAUUACCAUUUUGACUUAUCAAAGAUGCUUCCCAUUUCACGACUACAUUCUAGGAGAUCACCACACACAACCACUAUUGAGAACAUUCAUCCAGUUUUAUGACUCAAUUUGUAGCACCUCAUGACUUCACAAAUUGGAGUCUCUUAUGCAAGUGAGUCAAGUAAUUAGGUAAAAUCAGGAUGAAAAGAUAAUCUUAUACUCUUAGGAUAGAUUUCAUGAUAAUAUAUGCACUCAUGACUCAUCUCUCUUCUGGAAAUCUCUCUGGAAAUUUCAUAAUAUUCUACAAUUGCAUCAUCAUUAUUAGAUCUAUUCAUAGCAUUAGGCACUACUUUUUUUAAAUAUACUUUUAGAAAAAUAGCUGUAACCCUUAACAUGCAUAACAAGCCCAACAUCUUGCCUUUUUCAUUAAGCUACAAUGUUGACAUCUACUCUGAGAAUUCUCACAUACACUCUUAUUUCUUUUAGAACAUCAUGCAUGCAAUGUUCUUUUAAGGAACCUUUCAAAACAGAUGACAUUAACAUGCCCUUUUUUGUCAAAUUUUAAAUUUUGAAAAAGCCAUAAUUCAUAGGGUUGUGGAUUUGAAAAUUCUUGAUUACUACCAACUUUGUUACUCUCCUUUCACUAAACAAUGUUUACAAGAAAAAUCCACUCUCACCGAUUGAAUCAUGGUUUGACAUUUUCUUAAGCAAUUCUGAACUAAAGCAUUGAACAUGUGCAUUUACGGUAUGUAGUAGGUAUUUUGGUUCUUAACGUCACAUGGUUGUUUUUAUGUACAGGUUCUCUGCAUUUCUGAAUUUAAGUCAGCAUUUCCCUGCAGUAUGUUUGUUGCAUACUGCUACAAGUCUGAAUAGCUUGCUCCAAGCUGGCGACUCUACAACCAAUACUCAACAAGCAUCACCAAGAGUUUUUUUCUUGACAGCUUUACCCUCGAAGGCUUUUCUUGUGGCCCGGUCCAUUUCCCUUGCAGUUCACGGAUCCAGUCCAGGAAAGAUCUUCCUAAGAAGUGGAUUUUCACAUCCCAUUAAUGGCUGCAUUGAUUUAUUUUCAGCCAUACUUGCCUCAUGAGACACCAUAAGGUUUAAGGGCAUUGAGGAAGAGUUGAGAGAUCUAAGGAGAGAUGGGAGUGGGGUCCGCCAGAUUCAUGACAGGAUUUACGAUCUUGAUGUUUACAAUGAUCUCGGAAAUCCUGAUAAAGGUAUUGAUUACGUUCGUCCCAUGCUUAGUGGUUUAUAGUAAGAUAAGCCAAUGCAGUUCUUUUAAAAGUUUUAAGAAUCAUCCUGUUAUGGAGGAGCUUACAAGUUUUGGAGUUAGUUAGGUAUCAGAUAAAUUAAAUGAAAAAUCCAAGAAAACUGAUUUAUAAAGUGGUGUUUUAAAGUAUUUUUUUCACUUCUUAGGACUAGGUUACUACUUUGUGCUUCAAUUCUCUAAAUUGGUCAGAUUGUUUGAGGUUGUUCAGUACUUUAGUGUUCAAUACGUUGGUUUACCAAACACCAGUUUCUUUUCGUUAUUUGUUCUAGCUUGUUCAGCCAUGUUUCAUAUUUUCAUAUUUCUACUUUAGUAAAAUUUGCAUGAUCAUAUUGUUCAAGUUUGUCAUUCAUUGUGGCCUAUUAUUCAAUUAUAGUAAGAUAAGCCGAUACAUUAUUUAUAAAAGUUUAGGAGUUAUGCAGUCACAAGAGGAAAAUUAACUAGUUAGGCCCCGUUUGGUACACGUAAUUCAAGCUGUGGAAUUGGAUUUGAA
Messenger RNA from Cuscuta campestris, 4100 nucleotides. NCBI's taxonomy places the organism in Eukaryota, Viridiplantae, Streptophyta, Magnoliopsida, Solanales, Convolvulaceae. The record is from the annotation of a GenBank genome assembly.